ACCCAGAAGCCCUUUCCGGCGUCGAGAGCCUGACGCGUGGGCCCGAGCAGGGUCUGGGCGUGCCGAGGGGCCGGGGCGCCGGGACGUGGCGUUCACCCGCGUCCCCGAGGUGCCGGUGCUCAGCCAGCCGCGGAGGGGAGGGGCAGUCCCCGGGGCUGAGCCAGGCCUGGGGCCGAGUGCAUCCAGGGCGGAGGGUGACUGGAAGCCGCCGGCGCCAGAGGACUCACUUUGGGGCCGCUUGUUUCGGAGCGUGGCACAAACCCGGGUGCCAACCCCGAGCUCACCGGAUUGGCCUGCCAGGACUGUAAGGCUCACCUUCAUGCUCAUGGUGAAAUGCACAGGCACAGCCCCUGGCGAUGCUCAAGAGAAAAGCAAUAGUACUCAGAGUAGAGAAAACCAAGAAGCUCAUGGACUCCCUGUCUGCCUUUAAAACAAAAAGAUUAUACCUGGGUCCUGGCACCCAGCCACUCCUCUGCCAAUGAAGUACAUCUUGGUCACUGGUGGGGUCAUCUCGGGCAUCGGUAAAGGGAUCAUUGCCAGCAGUAUUGGGACGAUUCUAAAAUCAUGUGGACUCCGAGUGACUGCCAUCAAAAUUGACCCCUAUAUAAACAUCGAUGCAGGCACUUUUUCACCUUAUGAGCACGGUGAAGUGUUUGUCUUAAACGAUGGUGGAGAAGUUGAUUUAGACCUUGGAAAUUAUGAAAGGUUCUUGGAUAUUAAUCUUUAUAAAGACAACAACAUCACUACUGGGAAGAUAUAUCAACAUGUGAUCAAUAAAGAGAGGCGUGGCGAUUACCUGGGGAAAACAGUACAAGUUGUCCCUCACAUUACUGAUGCUGUCCAGGAGUGGGUUAUGAAUCAAGCCAUGGUGCCUGUGGAUGGUCAUAAGGAAGAGCCCCAAAUAUGCGUUAUUGAGCUGGGUGGCACCAUUGGAGACAUUGAAGGAAUGCCGUUUGUGGAAGCGUUCAGACAAUUCCAGUUUAAAGCAAAAAGAGAGAAUUUCUGUAAUAUUCAUGUUAGCCUUGUCCCACAGCCCAGUGCUACCGGAGAACAAAAAACCAAACCCACACAAAACAGUGUCCGUGCGCUGAGGGGAUUAGGCCUGUCUCCCGAUCUGAUUGUCUGCCGGAGUUCAACGCCCAUCGAAAUGGCUGUGAAGGAAAAGAUUUCUAUGUUUUGUCACGUGAACCCUGAACAGGUCAUAUGUAUCCAUGAUGUUUCUUCCACCUACCGAGUGCCUGUGCUUUUGGAGGAACAAGGCAUCGUUAAAUAUUUUAAAGAGAGAUUGGAUCUGCCCAUUGGGGAUUCUGCAAGUAGUUUGCUUUCCAAGUGGAGAAAUAUGGCUGACAGGUAUGAAAGGUUACAGAAAACAUGUUCCAUUGCCCUGGUUGGCAAAUACACCAAGCUCAGGGACUGCUAUGCCUCCGUGUUCAAAGCCCUGGAACACUCAGCCUUGGCCAUCAACCACAAGUUGAAUCUGAUGUACAUAGAUUCCAUUGAUCUGGAGCAGACUACUGAAGUUGAGGACCCUGUGAAAUUCCAUGAAGCUUGGCAGAAGCUCUGCAAAGCUGAUGGUGUUCUUGUGCCAGGAGGCUUUGGAAUCAGAGGAACGUUGGGAAAACUCCAGGCAAUUUCUUGGGCACGGUCAAGGAAGAUUCCUUUUCUGGGAGUUUGCCUUGGGAUGCAGCUGGCAGUGAUAGAGUUUGCACGAAACUGCCUUAACUUGAAAGAUGCUGAUUCCACAGAAUUUGAGCCAAAUGCCCGUGUUCCUGUGGGGAGAUCCACAUUACAGAUGGGGAAACAGGCUUUGAGACAACUUGCCCAGGGCUCCCAGCUGGUGAUUGAUAUGCCGGAGCACAACCCUGGCAAUUUGGGAGGAACGAUGAGGCUGGGAAUAAGAAGAACUGUUUUCAAAACUGAAAAUUCAAUAUUAAGGAAACUUUAUGGUGAUGUACCUUUCAUAGAAGAAAGACACAGACAUCGGUAUGAGGUGAAUCCUAGCCUGAUCAGCCAACUUGAGCAGAAAGACUUAAGUUUUGUAGGUCAGGAUGUUGAUGGAGAAAGGAUGGAAAUCAUUGAACUGGCAAAUCACCCCUAUUUUGUUGGUGUCCAGUUCCAUCCCGAGUUUUCUUCUAGGCCAAUGAAGCCUUCCCCUCCAUACCUGGGGCUGUUACUUGCGGCAACUGGGAAUCUGAAUGCCUACCUCCUACAGGGAUGCAAGCUGUCUUCAAGUGACAGAUACAGUGAUGCCAGUGAUGACAGCUUUUCAGAGCCAAGGUUAGCUGAGUUGGAAAUCAGCUGAAACUGACCCAUGACUUGGAAUCACCAGGACAACCUGAGAGGGCUCUGAAGUAACUGAAGCCAAGAUGAAGGAACUAUCUGAUGAAAUCACCACACUUGUAGAAUCACUCUGUUCUCCACCAAACAUGGGAUGUCCAGCCUCAAGGGGAAUCUAAUAAUAUGUACUCCAAUAAACCAGAAUCAAAAGGGUGGUUUUCUUCUUCCUCCAGAGGCAACCUUUGGUUCUUGCAAAUUUCUUCAGCUGAUUAAACAUUUCCCAACCAUCUCAAUGGACAGAAAGUGUUAUGGUGUUUUGUCUGACAUAUGGUGACGUCCAGAUGGUAAGCAAGGAUCUAGGUAACUGAGGCUUCUCCAGGCUAUAUGCGAAGGCUGGCAGGGCACAGACAAUGACUAGUUUUGAGUCAAAAAUGAGUCUUUCUGUUACCUGGAAUUCAGCCACAGAUUUACAUGUGGCCCAAGCUUAUUUCAAUUUCUCACUGUUUAUUUCUACUAAAAAGUGAAAUGAAACAGGUCCAAGACUAGGGUUGGUAAGUAAGGCCCUGGCCUCAGGCAUUGAAUUUAAGGGAGCAUAAAAAAAUUCAGGAGUCAAAAUCAGUAACACACACACACACACAUACACACAUACACACACACAUAUUUAUUGAGCUGAAAUUCACAUAACAUAAAAUUAACCAUUUCAAAGUGAACAAUGCAAUAGCAUUAGGUACAUUCACAGUGUUGUGUAACCACCACCUUUAUCUGAUUCCAAAACAUUUCCAUUCCUCCAAAAUAAAUCCCCACACCCAUUAGCAGUCACUGUCCAUUCCUCCCUCCCAGCCCUCCGCAACUCCUUUCUAUUUCUGUGGAUUUGCCUGUUCUGGAUAUUUCAUAUUAGUGGAAUCAUACAAUAUGUGGCCUUUUGUGUCUGGCCUCUUUCACUGAGCUUGAUGUUUUUAAAGUUCAUCCACAAUGUAGCCUAUGUCAGUUCUUUCCUUUUUAAGGCUGAAUAGAAUUUCCUGGUAUGGAUUAGACUACAAUUUGUUUAUCCAUUCAUCCAUUGAUGGGCAUUUGGGUUGUUUCUACCUUAUGUCUUUUGUGAUAGUGCUUCUGUGAACAGUCAUGUGUAAAUAAUUGCAUUUGUUGUUUUUGCCACACCGUGAGGUUUGUGGAAUCAUAGUUCCCUGACUAGGGAUCCAACCCAGGUCCUCGGCAGCGAGCGCACAGAGUCCUAACCACUGGACCACCAUGGAAGUUCUGUAAAUAACUGAAUAUCUGUUGUGUUUUUUUUUUUUUAAAGCUCUUUUGGUAAACAGUUAUACCUAAGAGUGGAAUUACAUAUGGUAAUUCUAUUUGACUUUUGGAGGAAGCAUCAGUAGUAUUUUAAUGUAAGAAUUUUUAAAAACCAAAACUCAUUUUAAAAAAUUCACAAAGAGCAAAAUACCAUAGUUUAAAAUAAAGAUAGGAUCUAGCCCUGCAUCUCCCUCACCUGCCCCAGUCUCCGGUCAGCUGUACAACAUUCUUAUCCAGUAUGCUUCCUGAUUUCCCUGUUGAAUGUGCUUGCGAUGACUUAGUUGUUGCUUACAUUUGAGCCUUCUGAAACUAAUAUAAAUAUUUUAACUGCUCACUUGA
Molecule: messenger RNA, 3909 nt
Organism: Bubalus bubalis (water buffalo)
Lineage: Eukaryota; Metazoa; Chordata; Mammalia; Artiodactyla; Bovidae
Gene: CTPS2
Product: CTP synthase 2
Exons: 21
Coding region: 479-2302 (607 amino acids)
Biological process (GO): pyrimidine nucleobase biosynthetic process; CTP biosynthetic process
Cellular component (GO): cytoplasm; cytoophidium
Molecular function (GO): CTP synthase activity; identical protein binding
Source: RefSeq, a predicted model, not a curated record